This is a messenger RNA of Lutra lutra (Eurasian river otter), 1066 nucleotides long. RefSeq names its product proline-rich protein HaeIII subfamily 1-like. The transcript has 3 exons. The coding region runs from base 1 to 696 and encodes 231 amino acids. NCBI's taxonomy places the organism in Eukaryota, Metazoa, Chordata, Mammalia, Carnivora, Mustelidae. The record is from RefSeq and is a predicted model, not a curated record.
AUGCCGAGCCCCGCCGGAGGAGCCGGAGCCGCGGCCGCCAGGUCGCCGCUCCGCGCCUGGGCCGGGCGGUACGUGAGGGACGUGGCGACCCUCAGGGGCGGGGAGCGGCUGUCACCGCCGCGGCCGCCGCCCCCCGCCGGAGCCCGGCCCCCUGCGCCGCUGGGCGGGACCCAGAGAGGGAGGCGGGGAGAGAGGCGGGACCGUGCGCGGGGUCCGCCCAUGGGCCGAAGUCCAGCCCUGGCGCGCCUGGGCGGGGCUGGUGAGCCACCCGGCAGCUCGCGUGUGCGCAGCUCUGCGGGCGGGAAACCGCGGGCGCGGGAGCCAGCCGGGUCUCCGCAGUCCCCGACCCGCCCCGCGGCGCAGCUGGGAAGCGCGCCGGUGGCGGCGGCACCCGGGCUGCUAAGCCGGGCUCGCCCUAUGGUGCGCCCCCUUCCCACGCUCUUUCGGAGCGAACCACACCUUCCUGCUCCCUGUACCCCCCCAGCCUCUUCUGAAAGCCUCAAGGACCUGGCCGCCCGCUCCGCUUUCCACAACGGUGUUCUGCUGCGAGUCCGAGUGCGAGCCAGAAACUCCACUGGGAUGCAAGCCCCACGUUUCACAGCUUCACAGUUUGCCUGUUCCAGCUUUUCCUCUUCUCCAAUUUCCUCAACUUAUGAUGGGGUUAGAUAUGAUGAUGAACAGAAGAUCCUUCUAUAAGCUGCCAACAGUGAACACGGAGCUCACCAUCACUUAAACAGAGGAGCUCCCUCACUGCGAUCUACUGAAAGUCAGCCCUCAACACAAGGAUUAAAAACAGAAGAAAAGAAACAGACACACGGUAAGGAAGCAGAUGGUCACACUGGAGCAUAUGGUAAACCAGGACUGUCAGCGUGCAGCAGCACAUGCAGUCACGAGUAUAGGCUUUGAAAACAGAGCAGAGCUCGGAUGCAGAAUCAGCCUCAUAACGGCUGAGUGAUUCUUAAAACGUUAAUCUCUCUGAAUCUCUCUUCUCUGAUCUGUGAAAUGGUAGGAAUAAGAAAAAAUACCUCAAAGGACUAUCAAGGGGAUGAAAUGAGAAAAAGCAAAU